This is a messenger RNA of Antechinus flavipes (yellow-footed antechinus), 2267 nucleotides long. Its product is annotated as lysine--tRNA ligase-like. The transcript is spliced from 15 exons. Gene Ontology annotation, biological process: diadenosine tetraphosphate biosynthetic process; lysyl-tRNA aminoacylation; basophil activation involved in immune response. Gene Ontology annotation, molecular function: tRNA binding; lysine-tRNA ligase activity; ATP binding. The record is from RefSeq and is a predicted model, not a curated record. The coding region runs from base 135 to 1976 and encodes 613 amino acids. Gene Ontology annotation, cellular component: aminoacyl-tRNA synthetase multienzyme complex; nucleus; cytoplasm. Lineage: Eukaryota; Metazoa; Chordata; Mammalia; Dasyuromorphia; Dasyuridae.
UCCAGAAACUACAAGUCCCGUGAUGCACCGGGCUCGACUGUUCUGUUUGAGUUCGCUCUAGGGGAUUCCGCUGUCCGGGGGCAACCCCUCCUGAAACCUGGUGGCAAUAAUCGGUAGUUCUGGGGUGUCUUGCCAUGUUGAAGCAAGCUGCAGUUAAGCUCAUUUGGGGGCCUUUGCGCCAAACCUGCUGGACAAAGUGGGGUCAGAGGGAACUUUGUUUAGAUCAUCUUGUACCUAUCUCUUCACUUCACAAGGACAGUGCCCUUUCUGAUAAAAGGAGUAAGCUGAAGAGACAUUUGAAGAAUGAAAAGGAGUUCAGUGAGAAGCAGCUAAACCAAGCCUCUGCUACCAAUCACUCUGUUGACCAUGGUUUGCCCAUUGAUGAGGAGAAUCUUGAUCCACAUCAAUAUUACAAGAUCCGCAGUCAGGCGAUCCAACAGCUGAAGCUCAAUGGAGACAGUCCCUACCCCCACAAAUUCCAUGUAGACACCUCACUCACCCACUUUAUCAAGCAGUACGGUUAUUUGCAACCAGGGGACCACCUGACUGAUGUCACUUUGAGUGUGGCAGGUCGUGUCCAUGCCAAACGGUCUGCAGGAAAGAAGCUCGUCUUUUAUGAUAUUCGGGGAGAGGGGGUCAAACUGCAGGUCAAGGCCACAUCCAGGAAUUAUAAAUCAGAAGAAGAAUUUUUUCAUAUAAAUAACAAACUUCGACGGGGAGACAUCAUUGGAGUUCAGGGGAAUCCAGGGAAGACUAAGACAGGAGAGCUGAGCAUCAUACCCAAUGAGAUUACACUCCUGUCGCCAUGUCUUCAUAUGUUGCCUCACCUUCACUUUGGUCUCAGAGACAAGGAAACUCGUUAUCGUCAUCGAUAUUUAGACUUGAUCCUGAAUGACUUUGUGAGACAAAAGUUCAUCACCCGCUCCAAGAUAAUUACCUAUAUCAGGAGCUUCCUGGACGAGUUGGGCUUCCUGGAGAUCGAAACUCCUAUGAUGAACUUCAUCCCGGGGGGAGCUGUUGCCAAGCCCUUCGUCACCUACCACAAUGAGCUGGACAUGAAUUUAUUUAUGAGAAUUGCCCCAGAGCUGUAUCACAAGAUGCUGGUAGUUGGUGGCAUUGACCGGGUGUAUGAAAUUGGGCGCCAGUUCAGGAACGAAGGCAUCGAUUUGACUCACAAUCCUGAAUUCACGACUUGUGAGUUCUACAUGGCUUAUGCAGACUACCAUGAUCUCAUGGAGAUCACCGAGAAGAUGGUUUCAGGAAUGGUGAAGAAUAUUACAGGAAGCUACAAGGUCACCUAUCACCCCGAUGGCCCUGAGGGCCAGGCCCACGAGAUUGACUUCACACCGCCCUUCCGGAGAAUCAGCAUGGUGGAAGAGCUUGAGAAAGCUCUUGGCACGAAGCUACCUAAUACCAGUCUUUUUGAAACAGAAGAAACUCGUAAGGUUCUUGAUGACCUCUGUGUGGCGAGAGGCGUGGAGUGCCCUCCUCCCCGAACCACAGCCAGGCUUCUGGACAAGCUUGUAGGUGAGUUCCUGGAAGUGACCUGCAUCAACCCCACCUUCAUCUGUGACCACCCCCAGAUAAUGAGCCCACUGGCCAAGUGGCACCGCUCCAAGGAAGGCCUGACCGAGCGCUUCGAGCUUUUCGUCAUGAAGAAGGAAAUCUGCAACGCCUACACAGAGCUCAACGACCCCAUGCGGCAGCGGCAGCUGUUUGAAGAGCAGGCCAAGGCCAAAGCUGCAGGUGAUGAUGAAGCCAUGAUUAUGGAUGACAGUUUCUGUACUGCCCUAGAGUAUGGGCUCCCACCAACUGCUGGCUGGGGAAUGGGUAUUGACAGACUCACUAUGCUUCUUACAGACUCCAAUAAUAUUAAGGAGGUUCUUCUCUUUCCUGCCAUGAAACCAGAAAACAAGAAGGAGAAUCCAUCAAACUCUGGUUUACCAGAAGGCCCAUCGAUUGUCCCCAUCAGCUAGAGGACAACCUUUGUGAUUUGACCAUACUUUCUGUUCUUGGAAAGAAAAUCCAAGGCUAGAAGGGACUGCAUAUGGUCCACUUACCACAUAUACAUUAAGCACAUAGGAUGUGCCAGGCCUUGUGCUGGGUGUAGGGGAUACAAGAACAAGAAUGAAGCAGACCCUUUCCUCAGGGAGAAACUCCAGGGUCCCACUUUACAGUUUGAUUUGUUACAGAAGUAAGGAGGUGCCCUGAGGACAGCUUUUUGUACCUCAUCCCCCAAUAAAUCCGAUCAGUCUUGUGCUGCUCUA